Molecule: messenger RNA, 3092 nt
Organism: Ilex paraguariensis (yerba mate)
Lineage: Eukaryota; Viridiplantae; Streptophyta; Magnoliopsida; Aquifoliales; Aquifoliaceae
Source: the annotation of a GenBank genome assembly
AGGAAAAACGCUUUCACAAUUGGCUAGAAAAUGCAAGAGACUGGGCUAUCAGUCGAAGUAGAUUCUGGGGUACUCCUCUUCCUGUAUGGAUUAGUGAGGAUAGAGAGGAGACAGUUGUUAUAGAUUCCAUCGAAAAACUUGAAAAGCUUUCUGGUGCUAAGGUCACUGACUUGCAUCGUCACAAGAUUGAUCAUAUCACAAUUCAAUCAAGUCGUGGCCCUGAAUUUGGUGCCCUUCGACGAGUAGAGGAUGUUUUUGAUUGCUGGUUUGAGAGUGGUUCCAUGCCUUAUGCUUAUAUCCACUAUCCAUUUGAGAAUGUUGAACUCUUCGAGAAAAAUUUCCCUGGGCAUUUUGUGGCAGAGGGGCUGGAUCAAACUCGUGGAUGGUUCUAUACUCUCAUGGUCCUGUCUACUGCACUUUUUGGGAAACCUGCAUUUAGGAAUCUCAUUUGCAAUGGCCUUGUCCUGGCUGAGGAUGGGAAAAAGAUGAGUAAAAGAUUAAAGAACUAUCCGUCACCUACAGAAGUCAUUAAUGAUUAUGGGGCUGAUGCCUUACGAUUAUACAUGAUAAACUCUCCAGUUGUCCGCGCAGAGCCUUUGCGCUUCAAAAAGGAUGGAGUAUAUAGUGUGGUCAAAGAUGUUUUUCUGCCAUGGUACAAUGCAUAUAGGUUCCUUGUUCAGAAUGCAAAAAGACUUGAGGUUGAGGGGCUUGCACCAUUCUUUCCUAUUGAUCAAGCCACUCUUCAGAAAUCUUCUAAUGUGCUUGACCAGUGGAUCAACUCGGCAACUCAGAGUUUGGUUCACUUUGUUCGGCAAGAAAUGGAUGCUUAUCGCCUGUAUACAGUGGUUCCUUAUCUCUUGAAGUUUCUGGACAGCCUAACAAAUAUAUAUGUGCGGUUCAACCGGAAGAGACUGAAGGGCCGUACAGGAGAGGAGGACUGCAGAACAGCCCUUUCAACUCUUUACAAUGUGAUUCUAACUUCAUGCAAAGCAAUGGCUCCAUUUACACCAUUCUUCACUGAGGUUCUUUAUCAAAACAUGCGAAAAGUUUGCAAUGGAUCAGAGGAAAGCAUUCAUUAUUGCAGUUUUCCUGUAGUAGAAGGAAAAAGAGGGGAACGUAUUGAACAAAGUGUCAGUAGGAUGAUGACAAUUAUUGAUCUUGCCCGCAAUAUUCGUGAGCGCCACAACUUACCUCUUAAAACACCACUAGGGGAGAUGGUGGUUGUACAUCCUGAUGAAGAGUUCCUUGAUGACAUUGCUGGAAAACUAAAAGAGUAUGUGCUGGAGGAACUCAAUGUAAAAUCUUUGUUGCCAUGCAAUGAUUCCUUGAAGUAUGCUUCUUUACAUGCAGAACCUGACUUCAGUGUGUUAGGGAAACGACUUGGUAAAUCUAUGGGAGUUGUUGCCAAGGAAGUCAAGGCAAUGUCAACAGAAGAUAUUUUAGCUUUCGAGAAAGUUGGAGAAGUUACUGUUGCUACACACUGUUUGAAGCUAGCUGAUAUUAAGAUUGUACGGGGGUUUAAACGUCCUGAUAAUAUGACAGAAGAGGAAAUGGAUGCAGCAGGAGAUGGUGAUGUUCUGGUGAUAUUGGAUUUGCGUCGUGAUGAGUCAUUGCAUGAGGCUGGGGUUGCUCGUGAGAUUGUUAAUAGAAUCCAGAAGCUACGGAAGAAAGCUGCCCUUGAACCUACUGACACGGUGGAGGUCUACUUCAAAUCAUUGGAUCAGGACAAAUCAAAAUCUCAACAAAUUUUGGAUUCUCAGGAAUUAUACAUCAGGGAAGCACUUGGUUUUUCUUUGCUUCCUUCUACUAUUAUUCCACCUCAUGCUGUGAUCCUUGAGGAGGAGAAUUUCCUUGGCAUUGCUAAUCUAGCAUUUGUUAUUACAUUGGCGAGACCAGCAUUAAUGUUCAACUUGGAUUCCAUUAUUGCACUAUAUGCAGAGAGCACAAAAUUUGCGCAAGGUCUGCAAACUUACCUGUUGUCGAGGGAUUACCCCAAUUUGAAGUCAGAGUUCCACCGUGGAAAUGGGAAGAUUAAGGUUAAUUGCAUUGAAAAUCAGCCUUCAGUGGAUGUGGUGUUGGGACAACAUGUCUUCUUGACGGUUGGAGAUUAUUUUUUGAGCACCAAAGCUCCAUGAUUCAACCUUGAUUCAACCUCAACAGGCUGCAAUAAAAGUUUACUAGAUACACUUCAUUAGUAGAGUUAAAGCAGUAUACUAGUCAUGAACUAGCAAUACUUAAGAUCCUUUUUGGUAACUGCCCUACUUCCAAGAAACCAGGGUUUGGCUUUGAGAAUUGGAAGUCCAACAAAGGAAGAGAGAAAAAAAGGGGAAAAAGAAAUGUUCAUACGUGGUUUGCUACAGUUGUUGAAUCUGCAAUGGAAUGAAGAUUUUCAUACUUCAUUGACAUUGCAGUCCAAUAAAUUGUUGGUAUAGUGAUACAUCGAUAUUGUUUGUAGAGUAUUGCCACACUAAAUAUUUAUGAAUUAUCAGUGGAAGUGUCCCUGAAUUAAGACUUCCCCAGUUGGAAAAGAUACAUGUUAGCUGUUUCUGUUCGGGUAGACAUUUAAGAAAGUUGUGUGUAGAUGGUCUCCUCCCCUUUUAUCUCUUCCUUUCCAAGAAAAAAAAAAAGGGCACGAGGAAGAGAUUUGUGCUGUCGAUAGGUGGUGGAAAGCCUGGAGGUAUUGAAUACCUUUACUCAGCAAAGUUGAUUUUUAUUCUUGGCAUGGUUUGAAGUAGCAAUGCCUAAAAUAAAAUGUUGUUGAGGGAGACAAAUGAUAAGCAUUCCGUGUAUAUCUAUGCAAACCGUUGCUUAAACAGAGCUAAGUAUGGAAAAUGAUACCAGAAGGAUCCAUUGACUUAUGUCGUCAGGUACAAAUUAUUAAAUCGUUCUGGAAGAUGAGCUCUGGAAGUGGCUUGGACAUCGAGGAUAAUGAACCCUGUGGAAGGGUGUGAUGGUAGUGUCUUUCGAAAUGAUCUUAUGGUUUUGUGUGAUACUUGUGAGAUCUUUUUGUAUUGGAGAAGCAAUAUUAUGUUUUUCACUGGAAUUUGGGGGUAUUUUUAUCUGAACAAAUAUGGACUGGAUACGCAAGAUAU